This is a messenger RNA of Amphiprion ocellaris (clown anemonefish), 1788 nucleotides long. RefSeq lists its product as uncharacterized. The transcript is spliced from 5 exons. Lineage: Eukaryota; Metazoa; Chordata; Actinopteri; Pomacentridae. The record is from RefSeq and is a predicted model, not a curated record. Bases 90 to 1115 code for a protein of 341 amino acids.
UAUAAAAGGCAGCAGCGUGAUUUCAUCCACUUCAAAUAAUCAACUGAGCCUCAGUAACUUCAAGUUCUCUGAUAAGCUCUGACGCCAAGAUGAGGAAAUUUCUUUUGGGGCUUUUUCUUGGACUUCUUGCUGUUGUCCAUUCAACACCUGUUACUACUGUGACCAAGGUCCCCGUCAGCAACGAGGAUGAGGUUUUCCGGGAGGCCAUGACGGACGGCUUCCUCGUCCCGUCACUCUCAACGGAAACACCCAAAACACAAUCGACCAUUGAAGCAUCUCAACAGACUGAGUCCACCUCAAGUGCAGAUGAUGUCUCCAGAGACUUUUUACUCACAACUGAAGCGCCCAAAACAAAUGCAACCGUUCCGGCGUCUCAGCAGCCAGAUUCCGAAGAGCUCAAAGGAAGCGCAGUAGUGGCCGACAACUUCUGGCAUGGAGGCUACACGACAAUGACCUCCAUGCAGGAAGCCUCCAGUGCAACCAAGUCCACGACCAGCAAGUUCGAUCCCACCAAAAUACAGGCCAAAACCAUAACCGUCAAAGCCUCUCGGCAGCUGUUCUCCGAUUAUACGUCGGAAGGCAGUGCAUCGGGAGGGGGCGAAGACAUGUCCACGACCGUCUCCUCGCUUGGAACCUCCACAACCUCCACCAGCACAGGUUCACUGAGUCCUGAUUCUGGGUCCGGAGAUGCCCAAUCUAUCCUCCCCAGCACAGGCUCAGACUUGGGCUCAGGAAUAAAUAAGGAGGAAAUAAAUGUGAAGGCUGAAGGUCGACUGUACAAUCUGAUCUUUCAUGGUAAAGAAAAACCAGAAAAGGUCGUGGAAAAACAAGACCCAGAACAGCACAAAGGACACAGUACACCAGGUUGGAUCAUUAUCGUCGGCUUCAUCGUCGGUGUUGCGGCACUCGUGGUGCUCUGCCUCGCCAUCGCUACCAGAGACAAGUGGAAUGGACCUCGCCAGGCAUCCACAACCAAGACUGAAAGCAACCCCUUGAACCAGCAGAAGGGGCUGGAGAUGGAGACUUUCCUGCCCGGGGAGGAGCCCAGGGAGAACGGAAAGGCAGCGGAAUACACAGUCAUCCCCCUGGACGAGCUCUCAGAGAGUUAUUCAUAACGGCCAGGUUCAGAAACAGACUCUCCGGAGGCUCGACACCCACCACACAAACCCAAGACUGUAUUUGAAGCAGAUGAAUUAGUUCAGAGGAACCGAGCUGUUCAAAAAGCAGCUCUAAGUCUCAUAUGAAUGAUGGUCUGUUGCUUUUUUUUUUUUUUUUUUUUCCAGUAAUGACUUUUAAAAGCUUUUACCUUUACUUUAAAGCUGCGGCAAUAUUUUGUAUAUUUAUUGAGACGCGUCAAUCUCAUGUAAAAUAUAGAAAACUAGUCAGACAGUGUGAAUGUCAUUUAUUUCAAAAACGCAGCUGAAAAGUCUUUACAGUGUUGUUUUUAUCUUCCUCUUGACUUUCCGUCGUAAGUAAUUAUUGUGAUUUUUGAUCAGAAAAGUUAUAUUUUUAUUGUGUUUGUAAUAAUGUUAUUGAAAACUGUUGUGGAUUGUAACUUAUAUUAAGAUGCUCUGUUGUUUUCUCUGUGUUCAUCAUGGAAACUGUGCUAAACUCAAUACUUCCACCUGACAGCACUUUACCGGCUGUAACUUGCACUUACUGUUCAUUUAUUCACUGUAUCGCAUCCUCCUUUAAAUGAGAAACAAACACAACAGCAGUUCAUCAAUAAACAUUUAUUUGUUUCCAUUAACAUUAACAGACAAGUAUUAAAACCUUUACACACUUUCA